Molecule: messenger RNA, 1180 nt
Organism: Xenopus laevis (African clawed frog)
Lineage: Eukaryota; Metazoa; Chordata; Amphibia; Anura; Pipidae
Exons: 3
Coding region: 98-1180 (360 amino acids)
Source: RefSeq, a predicted model, not a curated record
CACUGGACAGUGUAACUGGCAUCUCUCUCUUGCUUAUGAAAACAUUAUCCCAUUUCUACAGGAAAUUUCUUGAAAGCCAUUUGCCGUUUGAAAAUUUAUGAAUAAUGUUGCAUUAAAAAAUCCUGGAAUGUCUGUCUCCUCUAAUUUGGAUUCUGAGCAAGAAAACGAAAGUGAAUAUUCUUGUUUGUCUAAGUCUGAAAAACCAAAGGAAAUAGAAAACAAUGAAGAAACUGUUCAAGAUAUGCAAUAUGAAGUAAAAACUGGAUCAUGUGGGCACAGCAUUUUUCCUACUUCCUCGACACCAGAGGUAUCAGAAAACAGCACUUUAGAAGGUGCCGUUGCUGUUUCACCAAGUAAAAGUAAAACACAAAUUAAUUAUAGUGGAGAAGUGACAGCCCAUGUAACAUCUGACAAUCAACAUCUGAACUUGCAAAUCCGCAAUGUUCCCUCUUCAGAUAGUAGAACCAAAGUUGUAAUAACCAAUAAGAAGUCUCUUAAGAAGAGUCGUAGUUACCAUGACAGUCAGCAUCAGCAAAGCCAACACAAUGUUCACAACAAAGAUACUUUUGUAGAUGAUGUCAAUGGAAAAAGAAAGGAAACCCCAAAUAAGCAGACUUGUAAAAUGCCUUUAAUAAAAGUAGAGAUUACAGGAGAAGGUAUUGAAGUGAAGUAUAAAACUAUUGACCGUCGUCUAACAGUUCACAUUGAAAGAGAUAAUGAAAGGGAAGAAAGAGAAGUAUGUUAUUCUCAUAGCAAUAAUUUAUUGCGAGGAGGGUCCAGGAGCUCUUACAGUUCAGAUUAUAAUCAUUAUCAAAGAGAAGACAUUGUGGUUCCUGAUUGCUGUAUAGAUAUUCCUCCCCCAGAAGAGUUUGCUGAUGGAAGAUCUGCAUCCUCAAAUACUAAUGUCGGAAAUGAGGCCUUAAUUCAGGAUGAUUUGGUAAGGGAAUCCAGUUCUAUACCAUCAAUAUUCUCUUCCAAUUCUGAGUCAGAAACUGAGAAGAGACCAAAAAAAGAGGAGUGCUCCAUAACUGAACACAUGCCACUGUUAAACAGUAGACUUUGUUUGUCGUGUUUGAACAACUGUACCCAUUGUUCUCCACUCACUACAUGCUUUUUGCAAAAAUACAGACCAGCCUUUGGCUUCCAGCAUUCUACCCCCAGAACUGUCUUCUACCUCUAA